AUGGAUAGUUAAGAAAACCUAAUAAAAUUUGUUUGUAUAUCAGAUACACAUAAUAAGGCUUAAUUACUAAACUUACCCAAAGGUGACAUUCUUAUUCACGCUGGUGAUUUCUCAAACAAAGGAUUUCCUGAAGAGAUAGCUAUGUUUAAUGAUUUUUUGAAAAAUAGCUCUUUUGAAGCUAAAAUAGUGAUUGCAGGCAACCAUGAUAUAACUUUUGAUGUAGAAAAUUAUACUAAAGGUCUAGCAAACAGGUUCCAUCAGAAAUUAAAAAAUCCUAUUGAUCCAAUUCAAACAAAGGCAUUAUUAAAAGAAUGUAUUUAUCUGGAAGACUCACUUGUUAAGAUAAGAGGAUAUUAAAUUUAUGGAACUCCAUUUACUCCUACUUACCAUGAUUGGGCUUUUAAUCUGAAUAUAGGAGAACCUUUAUAAAAAAAGUGGGCAUAAAUUCCUAGUAAUACAGAUAUACUGAUUACUCAUGGUCCUCCCCAUAAAAUUUUAGAUUGUUGUAGAAAUGGUUAGUAAGCUGGCUGUCCUGAUCUUCGCAAAACUGUAUUAGAAAGAAUCAAACCUUUAUAUCAUAUAUUUGGCCACAUUCACGAAGCAGCUGGCUUAGAAAAGAUUGAAAAUACAACUUUCAUAAAUGCUUCUUCUGUUGACUUAAAAAGAAAUACAACAGAUAAAAAUAUUUUUACAUUUUCACUACCAUUAAAGGACUGA
This is a messenger RNA of Tetrahymena thermophila SB210, 717 nucleotides long. RefSeq names its product ser/thr phosphatase family protein. NCBI's taxonomy places the organism in Eukaryota, Ciliophora, Oligohymenophorea, Hymenostomatida, Tetrahymenidae. The transcript has 2 exons. The record is from RefSeq and is a predicted model, not a curated record. Gene Ontology annotation, molecular function: hydrolase activity.